AUGGCCAGUUUUAACGUCAGCGUGAAUUUCACUGUGUCGCCAGUUACGGAGAACUUCAAAUACAUAGCCCUGAUGGGAAGAUUGAUUCUGAUGUCGUCCAUCUUCUUCCUAAACACGCUAGUUCUCGUAACGCUCGUUCGAGGACGCCACGCGGAAUUCAGCGACAUAAAGUACUGGUUUCUUAGGUCGCACGUGUUCUCCGACAUCUUCGUAUCUCUUAUCUUCUCGGCCUUCGUGGUUCUCAAGUACGGCCAGAUCAACAUCGACGUGAGUUAUUUGUGCCUGCUCAUGCACUCGUUGCUCAUGUCCUCCAACCAGGUGUCAGCCAUGAGCCUGCUGUUUGUCAGUGUCGACCAGUACAUUGCCAUCGUGCAUCCGCUCCGUUACAACAGGCUCGUGAGCGAGCUCUCGGCUAAGGUCGCUGUCUCGUUCUCCUGGCUGUUUUCCGCGAUCGUCGCCUUCUUGCCGUUGAUCAUCCGAUGGGAUCAGCGAGUCGAUCACUUUACCGAAUGCUCGGUGUCAGUGUUUCCCCUCGCAUAUGUAGUGUUUUGGGGCAUCGUGCAGCUGUACAUUCCGUGCGUGCUGAUGGUCACCAUGUAUGCGCAGGUGCUGGUCGUUGCCCACCGCCACAUUCGUCAGAACCAGAUGGAAGUGCAGCCACAGAAUGUCGACGUUCAUCUUGGAUCGAUGCCGUUGUCGAUUCUAAAGGCAGAGGUGAAGGUCGCCGUCACCGUUGUGAUCAUGCUCGUGGUACUAAUGGUCUGCUGGUUGCCGUUCAAUAUUGUCCUCACGAUGAAUGUCCACAGCGGCAGGAUGUUGCACUUGAUAGCGGUCGUCGGUCCGCUAGCUGUCACCAAUAGUCUCUUCAACCCCAUACUGUAUCUGAUUCGUUUUGCCAAGCUGCGCAAAUCUUGCAUUGGCAUGAUUAGAUUCAAGUGUUGCAACAAAUUCCAAUCAGCAGUUCUUCCGAUUAAUCUGGAUGUAAUGUAG
Priapulus caudatus is the source of this 990-nucleotide messenger RNA. RefSeq names its product dopamine receptor 1-like. Gene Ontology annotation, cellular component: membrane. Gene Ontology annotation, molecular function: G protein-coupled receptor activity. Gene Ontology annotation, biological process: G protein-coupled receptor signaling pathway. The transcript has a single exon. The coding region runs from base 1 to 990 and encodes 329 amino acids. Lineage: Eukaryota; Metazoa; Priapulida; Priapulimorpha; Priapulimorphida; Priapulidae. The record is from RefSeq and is a predicted model, not a curated record.